UUUCGUUCAUCCCUCUCGUUCCCACACCCCAACUCCCUGAUCUGUACACUCUCUGCAUCAGGUACAAUAUUAGUCUUCCACGUCGAGGGUACGUUCACUAACACCCUAUCGUCGUCGUCGUCGCAGCUCCCCAUAACAUGGCUAACGUCUUCUUUGAUAUUACCAUUGGCGCCAAGCCUGCCGGUCGUGUGGUGUUCAAACUGUACGACGAUGUUGUCCCCCUCACCGCUAGGAACUUCCGGGAGCUCGCCACCGGGAAGAACGGCUAUGGCUACAAGGGUAGUAUAUUCCAUCGUGUGAUCCCCAGCUUCAUGCUCCAGGGUGGCGACUUUACGAAGGGGGACGGGACUGGAGGGCACUCUAUCUACGGGGAGAAGUUCAAGGAUGAGAACUUCAAGUUGAGGCACACUAAGCCUGGUCUUCUCUCUAUGGCAAACGCCGGCAAGAACACCAACGGCUCGCAGUUCUUCAUCACGACCGUCGCUUGUGAUUGGCUCGACGGGAUUCACGUCGUGUUUGGCGAGGUCGUCUCCGGCAUGGAAGUUGUGAAGGAGGUUGAAUCCCACGGGUCCAGGAACGGUGGUACAAAUGCCAAGAUUGUGAUUGCGGACGCCGGUGUUGUGUAAAGGUCGAGUGUGCUGGAUGGAAGAGGCAAGAGGUGAUAGCCAUGUAAGCUGGAUAAACCCCGCGACCUAGACCGCGGUGCGGGUGUUAUCAAGUGCCAGUUGUGUUUACUGUGCGGUGUUCUAGCAUGUGUUACCUCCUCAUCGGCGAAGAAAUAAAUAUUUUUCUGUCCCAUCAUGCGGAUAAGGUGCU
Molecule: messenger RNA, 816 nt
Organism: Dacryopinax primogenitus
Lineage: Eukaryota; Fungi; Basidiomycota; Dacrymycetes; Dacrymycetales; Dacrymycetaceae
Product: cyclophilin
Exons: 6
Coding region: 138-626 (162 amino acids)
Biological process (GO): protein peptidyl-prolyl isomerization; protein folding
Molecular function (GO): peptidyl-prolyl cis-trans isomerase activity
Source: RefSeq, a predicted model, not a curated record